This is a messenger RNA of Branchiostoma floridae (Florida lancelet), 5750 nucleotides long. RefSeq lists its product as uncharacterized. NCBI's taxonomy places the organism in Eukaryota, Metazoa, Chordata, Leptocardii, Amphioxiformes, Branchiostomatidae. The transcript is spliced from 8 exons. The record is from RefSeq and is a predicted model, not a curated record. The coding region runs from base 41 to 2974 and encodes 977 amino acids.
GUUACCCUCCAGUAAAUUGGACCAUUCCAGACAAUUUAAGAUGGCGUCGACAGGUAGUUGUAGAAAGCAGUACUCGUCGCAGCUCUCCAAAAUGAAGCUUUUGCUCGUCCUUCUAGUUUUCUGUACCUCUUCCAGUCAUGGUUUCUCAGUCGAGAGGAUACAGAGACAGAGGAAUGAAACGCUUACCGUCGGAGAGAUCGCGUUUCGGGAGUGGACAGACAAGAAGUGUAUGUUCCCUACUCCAGAAUUCCAGAAAGUUUUUCUGGACGCAUGUGACAGUGUGUACGAGGUAGACACAGAGAUGUCGCCUAUCACGCCGAUCUGUGAACUUUUCCACGAACAAAGCAUGUCUCUCUGUAACGAACCUGUUCAACUCCAGCUGGGAGCGUCAACAAGUGAGGACUUGUGUCACAGUUUCAGUGAACUGCGUGACGAAAUCGCCAAAGAACGAACGAAAUAUCUAGGACUGUUCCUGUUGUCAGACAAUGAGGACAUGUGUAAGAGAGUCUGUGAUGAGGAGCACCUCCUCGUGUGUGAUGGUGUCUUCCAGCUGCUCCAGAACAGAGACAUCCAUAUUGUUGCAGAAAAUGUCCACCAAAGCAGGAACCUGUUUGCUGACACAGAGGCAGAAGAGGCCGAGGCGGGCCAUGGACCUCAGGAGGACCCUGAAGCAGACAACCCCCAGCAGGGAGAGGCAGGAGGUAGCCUGCCCCAGGAGGAGACGGUACAAGGUGAUGAGACAGGAGGUAACCUGCCCCAGGAGGAGACAGGAGAGGCGCUCCAGAAGGAUGAGGUGGCAGAAGAUGCUGAAACAGGUGGAAGUCCUCAGCAGGACCAGACAGGUGGGGAUGUUCCACAGGAAGAGACUGUACAAGAAACGGAGAAGGACGUAGACAACCCCGGACAGGAAGGUAAAGAAACAAGCCUGUUUGAGAAUGCUGAAGCAGACAAGGACCCUGAUGAUGCUACAGAGAAUAAGGAACUCACAGCUAAUCAGGAAGAGGGUGAAAAUGCUGCAGAGACAAAGGAUGAUGAUGCAAAAGGUGAAGAGUUGACUGGUGAUGGAGGUCCAGGUGGGAUUGAAGAAGUGCAGUCUGUAGACAAGCGAGGACCUGACCCAGAAGAUGGCAAGCCCAUUGAAGAAACUAGACUUGGAGAAGGGGCUGUCGCAGGUCAGGAAACAGCAGGACAACCAAUUGGGGAGGGUGACAAAGCUGGACCUGGAGAAGAGACUGCCAUUGGUCAGGAAACAGCAGGACAACCAAUUGGGGAGGGUGACAAAACUGGCCUUGGAGAAGAGACUGCCAUUGGUCAGGAAACUGCAGGACAACCUAUUGGGGAGGGUGACAAAACUGGCCUUGGAGAAGAGACUGUCAUUGGUCAGGAAACAGUAGGACAACCUAUUGGGGAGGGUGACAAAACUGGACCUGGAGAAGAGACUGCCAUUGGUCAGGAAACAGGAGGACAACCUAUUGGGGAGGGUGACAAAACAGGACCUGGUGAAGGAGCUGCCAUUGGUCAGGAAACAGCAGGACAACCUAUUGGGGAGGGUGACAAAACUGGACCUGGAGAAGAGACUGCCAUUGGUCAGGAAACAGGAGGACAACCUAUUGGGGAGAGUGACAAAACUGGACCUGGAGAAGAGACUGUCAUUGGUCAGGAAACAGUAGGACAACCAAUUGGGGAGGGUGACAAAACUGGACCUGGAGAAGGGGCUGCCAUUGGUCAGGAAACAGCAGGACAACCAAUUGGGGAGGGUGACAAAACUGGACCUGGAGAAGAGACUGCCAUUGGUCAGGAAACAGGAGGACAACCAAUUGGGGAGGGUGACAAAACUGGACCUGGAGAAGAGACUGCCAUUGGUCAGGAAACAGCAGGACAACAACCAAUUGGGGAGGGUGACAAAACAGGACUUGGAGAAGGGCCUGCCAUUGGUCAGGAAACAGCAGGACAGCCUAUUGGGGAGGGUGACAAAACUGGACCUGGAGAAGAGACUGCCAUUGGUCAGGAAACAGCAGGACAACCUAUUGGGGAGGGUGACAAAACUGGACCUGGAGAAGAGACUGCCAUUGGUCAGGAAACAGUAGGACAACCAAUUGGGGAGGGUGACAAAACUGGACCUGGAGAAGAGACUGUCAUUGGUCAGGAAACAGUAGGACAACCAAUUGGAGAGGGUGACAAAACUGGACCUGGAGAAGAGACUGCCAUUGGUCAGGAAACAGUAGGACAACCAAUUGGGGAGGGUGACAAAACUGGACUUGGAGAAGGGAUUGCCAUUGGUCAGGAAACAGGAGGACAAGAAGACACUGGUCCAGAAAACCAGCUACUGCCCCCCAACUUUGAAGAGGGAGAAGAAGAAGAGGCGGGAGUAGACAUUGAGGAGGAGGAAGAAGAAGAAGAUGAUGAUGAUGAGGAGGAUACGUACCCUGACGAGCCUCGUGAUGAGGAAGAAGAAAUGGUUAAUGAAGGAGAUUUGAAUGAGGAUAGGGAAGAGGGUGAGUACGAUGGUGAUGUGUAUGGCAAUGAGGAUGACGAAGAUGACGAUUACGACAACGGGCACAUCAUUACAAACCAUGAUUACAACGAUGAUGGAGAGGAUGACGAAUCUUUUAUUAAACAUGAUGAUGGUGAUACCAUUGCAGGUGGUGGGGGUGACUGGGCCGGAGAAGGUGGCCACCCCCAUGGAAAUGAUCAGGCCCAACUGACAGAAGACCUCGGUGCUCAAGCUAAUAUCUACGACUUAGACGACGAGCCAAAACAAGGACACUUCAUGGCAUACUUUGUGACCUUCUGUGUACUCAUUGUACUAGGAUAUGUCACCUACCACAAUAGACAAAAGAUCAUAGCCAUCAUCAUAGAAGGUCGGGCAGGUUUACGGGACAGGAAAAGCCGGCGGCCCAGCGGCGGGGGAUAUCGGAGGCUGGACCAGAAUGUGAGUGAAGCUAUGCCAAGCAUAAAGAACGCUGUUUUCUAGGGAGAAAAGUAACACCUGUGGGCAUGUGUAAGGGGUUAAGGUGGCACAUGCAAGCUUCAAGACAGACAAGCAGAAAGAUUUACAUAUCAGAGCAUGGCAUAGCUGUUACCUGCGAAUGAUACUACCUUAUAAUUUCAUGUAUAUAUGAUUGUGCAUAUUUGAGUAACCGUCAGCAUUUGUUGUAGACAAAAGAAACAAUAUCAGCCCAAUGUUAUCUCAUGUAGUUGUUAUCAUAAGGUAUUUUUGUAUCAGAUUGAAUGUACAUCCUUGCAUCUUUUAUGGUGUGGUGGUGGUGGUAGCUACUGUGUUCUGACAGCUCACAAGGGGAACAACUAUUUCUGCUUCCGUUUAACAGGUGCCAGUGCAGCCGCACAAGCAUUCACUCUGAUAAUUACUGUACAGUCCCUGUAGUGUGACCAGAGAAAACAUACUUCCGUGACUCUGUUCAAGAUACAAGGAAAUGUUCAUGGACAAAAUUUUAUACACAAAGUUAAAGAAAAUGAACCUUUUUUUUCUCUUAGAAAUAAAUAUAAAAAGAAAGCAUGUUGUUGGUAAGGGUGUGUGGUAGUAUUUUAUGUUAAUCUAGCUUCAAUUUGUUGUUGUUGAGAUUAUGUAAAGUGGAAAUGGUCAAAAGCAGGGUGUUUAUAAUGCUAUUGUAUGUAUGUAUGUAUAGUGGGGGGCUGAAUUGUUGAGAGUAUUUAAGCCCAUAAGAAUAUUGCAGAUCUCCGACAAAACCUUGAUGUUACUUGUACCUAGCCUGUUGUAUGAAGUUGUAUGUUUUGCUUUGGGAGAAUUUUGCUUUAAGUUACUUAGUGUUUAAAAGAGUGUGCUUUGUGUGAACUGUCACAAAAUGCAACACAAUUGUAACGGUUAUUGUUACUGUUAGUUUAGUGUUUUUAGAAAGAUGCACAAAAUUCUCAUUUUUCUUCCUUACAUUUAUCUUAAUACCAUUGGAAGCUAAUGAAAGAAUAGGUUCUUAACAGAACUAAGGAUGGAGAUUACAGUACUUAUGUUGUUUAAUGGAAAAUCAUGCUAGAAUCAUUGGACCUAAACUUGCCAUGUUUUACAUGUAAGUCCAUGUUGAUUCAGUAAUAAUUUUGAAUGAAAUCCGCAUGUCAGUUUUUGUCCCUUUCCAAGAAAAAAAGUUUUCAACCAAACUGUAAAUCAUACGAAGCAGCUGUAGAAUUAGCGCAUAUAUGCAGUAAACAAAUUGAAUGUUAUUGAAUGUCAAAGUGAAUUCUAAACUCUAAGAAGAAGAAUUGUGAAAGAACAAAAAUGAAGAAUCUAUUGUUCAGUAUACUGGAAUACUCUGUGUGUUUCAACCUUCUGACCAAUUUUGUAACUUUUUUUGCCUAUUUUAUUUCACUCUCUGGCACAUCAGUUUGGGGGUUCCCAGAGGAUAUCAUCCAUAUAAUGGAAUCAACAUGGCCUGAAACAUGCUUUUUGACCACCAUAACCCAUAGAUAUGUACCAUAUUACACUUGAGUGUAUGCUGACAAAAAGGCUAUGGCUGCAAUUACUAUUUGUCGAACUUUGCCUCUGCAAUAUGCUAUCGGUUGUAAAUUAUCUCGUCGUAGCAAAGUUACUUUGGUCUGUAAUUUAUUAUAUCAGUAUCAUAUCAAGCAUGUAUGUUAGUAAGGCCACAGCAAGUAAAUUUUAUAGAUGAUGUCAGAGCUUGCCUUGAUUUUUUCCACAUUAGAAAAAGACAUUUUGUUACCCUCCGGAGAUGGUUAGCAUGACAGUCAAGAAAAUAUUGAAAAUGGGAAAAUAUGUCGUUUGGUAGCCACCUUUGUGUUUAUAUAAGCGACACUGGUGUGGUGUGUAGCUGCCAGUGAAACACUGAAUACAUUUGUCACUUCAAUUCUUGGCAGAAUGUUUAUGGUCUUUAUUUUCACAAAUGUAGGUAUCUUGUUUUUUUACCAUCUAUUUUUUCCCUCUCGCAUUAGAUUUGGAGUUUGCAGAGGUUGUCAUCCCUAGACUUUACUUGCUGUGGCCUAAGUCCUUAGUGCCUUUGCGUAUCUUAUGUUAGCACUUGUUUGUUAGAAACUAGGUUUAGAAUCCAUAAAAAAAGUUAAACUUUGAUUUCAGUUGUUUGAUGACAAAGGUGUAGAACAAUGUGGAAUGUAAUAAUGUGAUUGACUUUUCUGUGAUUACCAGUAAUAAUAAUGAUAAUAGAAAAAUAGUGCCUUACUCUCAUAUGUGUGUACACAUGCAAAAUGUGUUUGGUGGUUAAGUCUAGUACAUGUACACAGUACAUGUGAAUGUUGUAAAGGAUGUAGUUGAGGCUUUUGUUUUUUUACUGGAAAUGAGCUAAUAACUGUUGUUUCCUAAAUGUUUCUUGGGUAACUUCCAUCUUGUACAUGAAUAAAAGAUAGUUAUUCUAUCAUAUUUGAAGUGACCCACAGGGCUCCUUACUAGUGUAGAUAUAGUUUAGAAGAAAAGCCCUUCAAGAAUUGAUAACAAUUGUAAGAGAUUCGCUUGAUGCAUUCAAUGGUUUAUUUUAAUGUUUUACUAUUAAAACGCAAUAUUGGGAUUUUCCUUACUUUUGGUGAAGAGCUGUAAUCUUGUUUAUCCUAGAAAGAUGGUUAUGUUUUUCAUAAUGUAGUUGACCUAUAUGUGGUGGCACUAUUGAAGUUACAGGUACUUCAACUGAAUACACCUCAUGCAAGGUUUAACUUUGUUGGUUUUAUUGCCUGAAUGGUUCCACUAUUGCCAAUGUAUGACAUUGUAUGUAGAAUAUUCUGGGGUUAAAGAAUAUACUGAUGACACUGAUGAA